Pezoporus flaviventris is the source of this 1325-nucleotide messenger RNA. RefSeq lists its product as uncharacterized. The record is from RefSeq and is a predicted model, not a curated record. Bases 125 to 1192 code for a protein of 355 amino acids. The transcript is spliced from 7 exons. Lineage: Eukaryota; Metazoa; Chordata; Aves; Psittaciformes; Psittacidae.
GUGCUGCUCCCGGUGCGGCUCCCGGUGCAGAUCUCUCUGCGGGUCCCGGUGCGCUGCGGGCGCAGCAGACCCUCGGGGGUGCCGCGCCGCCGGGCCGGAGCCGAGCUUCCCCCGCCCUGGCAGCAUGCCCCGCGGGCGAGCCUGGACGCAAGCGGAGGUCAGCAGCCUGCUGGCGCUGGUGGGGGGCUCGGGGGAGGCCGCCCUGCUCAUGGCUUCCACGUCGCGACCCAACGAGGCGCUGUGGAGGGAGAUAUCCCAAGGGCUGGCAGCGGCCGGGUACUCGCGCAGCGUCGCCCAGUGCCGCUCCAAGUGGAAGGCGCUGAAGCAGGCUUUCCACUCGGAGCGGGAGACGCGCCAGAGGGCAGGACACCACUCAGACCGCCUGCCUCCGCACUACCGAGCCAUGAAGAGCAUAUGGAAGGCGGCCGGGCGGCCCGUGUUCGGGGAGCGCAGGAUGCCAGAAAUGGCGAAGCUGCCCUCUGGGAAGCGCAGGUCAGCCCAUGCUGCCUGCUCUUUAUCCUCACCAGAGCCACCAGAGCACAACGUUGACGGGGACACCCCGGGAACGUUGAUGUCCCCACUGCUGCGGUGUGUAAAGGACGAGCCAGAGACCCCAGUGGAUGGGGACCGCGUCGCUGGAGGGCCACCCGCUUCCCACACCAUGCCACGCUUUCACACUGCCCUGAAGCAGGAGGGAGUUGAGCAAAAGGCUGGUUUUCCUGCAGAGACAUCCCUGGGGAUGGCAAGAGGAAGCCGAGCGCUGCCAGCGGCCACCACAGCCCUGUGCUCCCCGGGUAUGGCUGCUGUGAGUGAGCAGCCAGCAGCGGGUGAAGAGGCAUCCAGCUCCAGCCUGCACGGCUCCGGUGUGGCGGGCCUGCUCCAGAACGUGCAGCAGCUCCUGGUGCAGAUCCUGCAGACAUCCCGGCAACAGCAGGCGCUGCUGGAGAGCCUGGCCAGCGACACCGUCUCUCACCUCCACCUCCUCUCCCACAGCCUGGUGCAAGUGGGGGAGACUCUGCACCAGCUCCUGCUCCGGCCACAAACUCACCCAGGCACCCUCGGCCACUACAUGCCCCAUGUACCCCUAUUCGAGGGCACCAGGGUGCCCUGCUCCCCUGGUGAUGCCCACACCUCCCCAGAUCACAAAGAGAAGCCUCAGGGGUUCCCUGACACAGGGUGCAUCCCACCGUGAGCACCACCAUCCGCGUACCCAGGGACGAUAGUUCACUCACAGCCACAGAUCUUUAUAGCAGAGGCACCGGAUGUUUUGGAAAUUUAUAGAAGAGAGACAUUUUAAUACAAUUAAAAAUAGGUUUUGUACCAGU